This is a messenger RNA of Rubroshorea leprosula, 1708 nucleotides long. The record is from the annotation of a GenBank genome assembly. NCBI's taxonomy places the organism in Eukaryota, Viridiplantae, Streptophyta, Magnoliopsida, Malvales, Dipterocarpaceae.
GUCUCUCCCUUAACCCAUCCUUUCUUUGACUUGUUUCUCUCAUGGCGUAAAUUUCAAAAACCAAAAGUAGCAUUGGUUUCAGUACUGACACAAAAAGUCUUAUUUGGUUCCUGAUUUUUAUAAAAUUCCCCCAUUCCCCCCACCCUCCUCUUUGUCACAUCCCCGGAUUUCUUGCGUACCCAUCAAACGUGACGUGACAGAGCAUUGGGAAGCCUUUUCUAUCUUUCUUUCUUUCCCGUCAGCGCAGAACUAUUCCUUUAUUUUUUUUUCAAAAUUAACAGUUUCAGUGUGUUAGCAGAGACAUCCCAGCAGGAAAUGGGCAACUGUCAAUCGGCGGAGGCAGCGACGGUGGUGAUUCAGCAUCCGGGGAACAAGAUCGAGAGAAUCUACUGGUCUGUUAGUGUUAAAGAGGUCAUGAGUUCUAAUCCAGGCCAUUACGUAGCCCUCGUGGUCACGUCGCCUACGUUGAAGAAUGAAAACGGCGUGCCAUUGAAGCAGCUCAAGCUGUUGAGACCUAACGAUACUUUGUUGAUCGGGCAAGUGUACCGUCUUAUAAGCUCCGAAGAUGUGCUGAAGGAGUUUGCGGCGAAGAAAUGCGUGAAACUCGGGAAACUGCUGGAGGAGAGGGGAAGUCUAGCCAUGGUGCUGAAGGAAAAAAGGGAGUGCUCCGGCAGCUCCUGUACGAACCGGAGCCCGAACCCAAAAUCUGAGAAGUGCAGUUCUGUUAAGGAAGUUCAUAAUAGCACCGGUGGUGGCAGUAGCAGCGGCAGUGGCAGUGGCAGUAGUGGCAACAAGAACAUGGGGAGGCAUCGUAGCGGAGGCAGCGGUGGUGGUGGGAGGCAAUGGAGGCCAGCCUUGCAGAGCAUUGCUGAGAUUGGAUCUUGAACGCACGUAAUGCUGCCUUGCUGCCAUUCUCCGCGCAACAAAAUCAGUGCUUUCACUCUUUCCAGUACUACGUACUUUCAGUUUCAGGACUUGUAUGUUUCCAGUUGGAUUAAUCCAGCUGAUUAUUUGCAAACGUACAGUUAAUCCAUGCAAAUAAUUAAUGAAUCAACUGCAAGUCUGGCUUCCGCCACGGGCCAUCGCCUUUCCAUCUACAGCUUUCGCCCAUGCAAAAUUGCAUUGGUACAAAGAGAAUAACGAAAUUGGUAUCUACUAAUUAUAAAAUCUAAAUUUUACAAUCGUGAUAAAGGGUUCAAAUUCUUGCAAUAGCUUUUUGUUCACACUAAUGAAAAUAACCAGGGAAAGUGAAAGAAGAACAGUUGUUUUUAUUGAGUCUGAUACAAGGAAUGUGGUACCAUUCAUCCACGGUGCAAUUGAAUGAACAGGGGACCGCACGGAAUGCAUCAUGCAUGAGUAAGCUUCUUACUUUCACUUCCAUGGAGACAGGCUGUGAAUAUUUUUUUCUGUAAGGCAGAAGUUACCUCCUUAUGAGUCUGUUUGCCUGACCGAAGCUUUUGCAGAAUAUCCGAAUUUGUUCUUUUUCCCUACCUAGCCUGUUCCUUCCAAAGGUGAUGGCUAGCUGUUUUCGUACGAACCAGCACACGGUGAAAUGUCAUUAAAAUUGGCAGUUUUGAGAGCUGACUCUACAACAGCCCUUUAGGGAUAUAAAUCCAAUAGCAAACGUGAAUUUUAUUGAUGGGAUCAGUUACCUAGCUUCUUGUAGUUUAAUCUGCAUUCAGCAUUUGAAUAAUUAAAGAUAGGAUGA